UGAAGUUGCGAGAAGGGGAUCAGUAUAACAACGGGUCGGGACACCUGAGUUGGCCUCGAGAUAGUUUCGGAAAGCAGCAUAUCCACCAUAACGUGAACUCAUCUUUGGCUUGUCAUAUUCAUUUUGGACAUGCGCAUCGUUGAGCCUGUGCUUGCGACCAUCGCAGCCGCGUCGUCGGCAAAACUCCACGAACCUGACAAGUGCACUGUGAUCCUUGUCGGCGCCAAGGCUUCUGCCAGCGGGUCGCCCAUGACCACGCACACGGCCGACUGCUCGUCGUGUGACUUUCGUCUUACGAAAGUGCCCCAACUCAGUCAUCCCCGUGGCUCGUUGCGUAACGUGCCCCUCCUCCGCCAAGCGUUUCCCCGAUACGUGGGCAGUGACCGCGGCGCCCCUGCGUACUAUUUGUCCAACCUUGAACGCGGUUUUUACAACUGGACCGAGACCCCAAUCAUUGGUCAAAUCCCCCAGGUGGCCACCACAUAUGCAUACAUCGACGGUCUGUAUCCCAUCAUCAACGAGCAUCAACUGGCCAUCGGCGAAAGCACGUGCGGGGCCAACUUGUGGGCCAAACCAGCUACCCAAGGCGGCAAAGCGCUCUUCGAUAUCACAGAGCUGGCGCGCGUGGCCUUUGAACGCACCAAGACAGCGCGAGAGGCCGUCCAACUCAUGGGGGACUUGGCCGUACAGUACGGGUACUAUGGCGCCGAAUGGGAAGGCGACGCCGUGUACAGCGAAGCGGGGGAGACGCUGACUGUGACUGACACCAAGGAAGGGUGGGUAUUCCACAUCCUGCCAGACGACUCGGGGGCGUCGGCGGUGUGGGUGGCCCAGCGAGUCCCCGACACGCACAUCGUGGCCAUCGGCAACCAAUUCAUCAUCCACCAC
Messenger RNA from Aphanomyces astaci, 888 nucleotides. RefSeq lists its product as hypothetical. The annotation marks the transcript as partial. Gene Ontology annotation, molecular function: cysteine-type exopeptidase activity; dipeptidase activity. The record is from RefSeq and is a predicted model, not a curated record. Lineage: Eukaryota; Oomycota; Saprolegniomycetes; Saprolegniales; Verrucalvaceae. Gene Ontology annotation, biological process: proteolysis. The transcript has 3 exons.